CGGUCGUCUGCUCGGCUUUCGCUUAAAAAAGGUUGCCACAGCGCGUCGGCUGCUCGGCCACGUCUGCUUUCGCGUUCAACCGCGCUCGUUUCGUCGUCGGCGUCAACCGGCUUCUCCGCAGCGGGCACUCAUACACAUCUGGUGCACUCCUGUGCGACGACCUACUAUGGCUUUUCACUUUCAGAAACUGUUACUCAGGUUGAUCUUUCACCGCAUCUCCUGACCGCCCUGUACGCCGCGCUCAGUUCCCUGUGCGUCUCUCGGGUUUUUUUUUUUUUUUUUGUGCUUCCUCGCCAUCUGCUCCCUCAUCACCGUCUGCUCCGUCGUCUGUCGGCGUUGACGGGCGACUCGCCAGGCCUACUCGAAGCAGACGACGACAGCUGCGAGCAACAGGUGUAGCGCGGUGUAGACCCACCGACGAACGCCGUCGUCGACUGGACACGACGACCGCCUGUGGUUCUUCUCUUUUUCUUCGCCGCCGAAGAGAAGACGCUAGAUGGACCGCAACCUCGAGAUCGGAGGCGGAGAAAUGAUGAUGGUGACGGACACGCAGAAGCUCGUCCUCCCCCAGAGCACGGAAAGCCUGGUGAAGCCUAUCGGCUACGCCAGCGGCGGUGGCAAUGACAAGUCGGCGCACUACAAGCGCCUGAUGGGGAUGCGGCGGAGCAACUUCCUUCUCGUGCUGCUCGUGCUCAUGCAAAUGAGCUACCUGUGUUUCGGUGCGUUCAUGUUCUGCAGCUUCGAAGGACCGGGAGAGCAGGAACUGAGGCGGCACCUCAAGAUGUUCCGCGCCGCCUUUCUGAGGAACUUCUCCUGCCUCAACGAUGAGGCUUUGGAGAGCUUCAUCGUUGAGAUCGUUCGCGCCCACGAGAACCGGGUGUCGCCAGUCAAGAACGUUACUUCGGACCCGAACUGGAGUUUUGGACACUCAUUCUUCUUCUCGAGCACCAUCAUAACCACCAUCGGCUACGGCAACAUCACCCCGCUGUCGACGGGUGGCAAGAUCUUCUGCAUCGUGUACGGGCUGAUCGGCAUCCCGCUGACCCUGAUCCUGCUGUCGGCGUUCGUCGAGCGACUCCUGAUCCCCGUCACCUACAUACUGCAGUUCCUCAACUCGCGCCUCGGCCACCUCUACCAGGCAUUCAACAUCCGCGUCCUCCACCUCUUCAUUGUCGGUCUGUUGGUGGUGGUCUUUUUCUUCCUGGUGCCUGCGGCCAUCUUCUCAUCUCUGGAGCCAGAAUGGGACUACGUGGACUCGCUCUACUACUGUUUCAUAUCCCUCACAACCAUUGGCCUCGGUGAUUUCACACCCGGAGACAGCUACGAGCAGCCUUACAGGCCUCUUUACAAAGUGGCUGUAGUAGGAUACCUGCUGGUGGGCCUGACAGCCAUGAUGCUCCUGCUCAACGUGCUCUACGACAUUCCGCAGCUGAACGUGGGCGUCUUCUUCCUGCUCAAGAGCGAUGAGAUGACCAAUGACCCCGAGAAAGUGCGGCUGCACCAUGGCCUCGGACCCAAGUACACGCAGCAGAUCGACGAGGCUCCACCACCACAGUUUUACACGGAGGGAAGAAUAAAGAGGACAGGCGUGUGAUCGUCAUGGUGUCAGUCUCGCUGCAUGAAAGGACUUGCCAAGUUGAGGACGGUUUUCUAUGAGAUAAAUCUGAUUUAUAGCAAUGAAAUAGAUAUGCACAAAAUAAAUGCUGUGAGUGGAAUGCUUAAAAUGUAUUCAGCAACAACUGUGUUAAGGGACAGUUAAGGAAGACUAGGACAUUGAUGGUUCACACAUUUGAAGCUGCAAACAUGGAAUGCCUUCUAAGAGCAGCUAGUUGGUUUGCCUGGAAAUGAAGCCCAAGCAGAGAAUGUUUGGCAACACCGCACUACUGCAUUUUCUAAAGCACAAUAGCACUUCAGAAAACAUGCUGUGCAAUGGAGCAUAUCGUUGUCAUAAUAACGCUAUGACUAAUUGCUGGUUUGAGGAAUGAAGUUGUGAUGCUGCAAGUUAAAGCAAAUGUAAACUGAACUUUGCAAUUUAUGUCUGGAUUUACAGAAAAAGCUCUCACACUCACUAUGUAAGCUGUGAAAUCUGUGAUUUCGUGCUUGAUGACGCAGGCACUGUGGGUAAGUUGUCAAAAGUGGGAAAAGGCCAAGUCAGUUUUAUAUGAAAGUCACCUUGAUGAAGAAUUCAAUAUUUUAUCGUUUAAUAAACCCAAAUAAACAUUAAGACCGACGACAGUUGUAUACCUGUUAAGCUUGAUGUACUAUUUGCCGGUUAAUGUGGAUUUAAAAUGGUUUUGCAGGGUUCACAAUGCAGUAAAGCUUUGCCCGGAAACUUUCAGAGCUAACCGAGGAACUGUUGCCUAUGAUAUAAAUGCCUUAAAACUACCAAGAGAUUUAGGACAUGACAAAGGCGGGGCUCUGAGAUUUUACCAAUGCACAUACUCGAUGCCUGCUGCGGUUCUGUUGUCAGAGCUGGCGUUAAAUAAAUGCUGCGUGCUUGCCCUUCAAUUUUAAGGUGAAGCAGAUUUUUCGUUUACUCGUGCUUCCCCUGCACAUUAUGUAGCAGCUUUCCUGUUACCUUGCCAGGCAUAAACACUCACCAACAGGAAUCACGUGAGAGAAUUUCUCGGCAGUAAGGCCUGGCUAAAGCGAAGAAAAAUCACAGCAAAACUUACGGCUACAUGUAUUGUCGGUUUUCUUCAGUGCAUCCUGUGACACAGCAGUAGUUAAAUGUGAAUUCCUCUUAAGCAGAUAUGUUUUGAGUGCCGCUUACUCGAGCUGCCUCAAAUAAGUCACAAACAUUGCUUGUUUAGUACAGCUCGUAAGCAUUUUAGUCAGAUCGACCACAGCACUGGACAUGUUCACGUCAAAACACAAGGAGACGCCAAUUCUUUUCUUGUAGAUUAUACUUCUGCUAUAUGAGUGAGGUAUCGCUUGUGCCGUGUACGUGGAACGUGUUUGUAGCUCAGGAUAUACAGCCUGUGAUUGUUUGCGCAGUGUGAGUUGGAGCAAUCUUCUCUCCCUCCUUGUGCUUGGUCUGUCGCCACUGCAAACAGAUCUGCCAUCACCCCAUGUUUGAAUGGUUGUGUGUCGUGUGUAACUGUUUUUUGUUUUCUUGAUGUUGGUGCACUAAGUUCAUCUGACGGUUGCCUAUUCUCCAAACCAUCUGCUGUAUCGUAUAACUUGCUACCUUGUUGGUGUUACUCUGUUUCACCGAACUGCAUCAAUGUACAUUUUUAGCAGACCAGGGCACUGAGCAGUUUUGCAUUGAGCUACACGUUAUGGCAAAGAUUCAGAAUGGAGCGAUACGAACACAUUCUGAAACGUUGCAAAGAACCUAAGAAAAUAGCAUUUUUUUCACAAAGCUAUUGUAUUAACAACAGGAAAGCAAGCUCUAAAUUAUACUUAAACUUUGGUUCACCAGAGUUUGAGUAAACCUGACAUGGUUGCUCCCAGUAUUGAUGCAUACUGUACGUUUGCCCAGCCCGUUGUUUAUUCUAUUUGGUGAGAACCUCAAUGUAGGAAUGUCACAGUACCAAAAACUGAAGUGAAUUCAAGUGAUCGACAUGGCUUAUCAUCCACUUGGACAGUCUUCGUUAUCAAUUACUUGCGAUGCUCACCCACAUACAUUAUGGUUGGAACACUAGCAAAAAAUAUUGACAUAGCUGUAUUACCUAAAAUACAAAACACUCAUGCACAUCAAGAAUCCUUCUUAUGUACAUAGCUUGUAAGCCCUAAUAUGAACACUCCUAUAAUAGUAUGGAAAGUUGGGCGUGUUAGUUUGAGGACAUUCUUGGAAACCUUUUGGCGAGCACACAGUGAACGGAAAUACGAAAGGCGAGAAGAAAAACAGACAAACAGGAGCCUGUUCGUCUUCUCGCCUUUCGCCUUUCCGUCUACGGUGUGCACGCCGAAAUGUUUCAAGAAUGAACACUAUUAUUUGUGUAAAGCACUUAUAUGUCACAAUUGAACUUCAAACCAAACUGGUGGUUCUCAUAUUAGCAAGGAUUUAUGUUCAGCUCACUGUUUCAUGAUCAGACGAAAACAGUGCUACAAUGCGGGUCAAGACGAAAAGCACACCGACAUUGUUCGUCGUGCUUCUUCUUGUCAUGUCUUGUGUGGUAAAGCUGUCUUGAUCUGUUAAUCAGUUCAAGAAAUGUCAGUCCGCAAGUUAUAACACCUGAUUUGAAGACUUUGGAAAGGAUGUGGAAUUUAUAAGGUAGGAGCCGUGUAAGAGAAUCUUAAUUGACAAGCUGAUUUUAAAUCAAUCAAGGGCCUUCAAUCGUGAUCUUUACCUUUGAAGUGUUUUGUACCACAGCUACAGCUCCAAUUUCUCCAUGCUUUAGGCUCCAAAUGGUAUUCGUGCAACUCUCCUUUUUUCACUCACCAUUUGCAGUGUGGCUGCCGCAUUGGACAACUCUCGAGUGUCAGUCACAAUUUUACGAAUGUAGCAGCACUAUUUAAUGUAGGUUGCUGCAUCAAAAAGCCUAAGCGUGAUGUCUCACUGUUAAAUUUUUAUGCAAGAGUGAAGCCAAAUGAAGACACUUUUUUUUCAUCAGUUAAAGACUGCCGUGUUUCCGCUGUGUCCCUCGGUGACUGAAGGUCACUUUUUAAAAUAGAUUGCCACUGUUUGUCCCAAACAGAAUGAUUGUGGGACAGGGAUAUCUGCAAAUGCUUAAAAACUGUUUUAAAAUAAUUUAAUAGGACACUACGUUCGAUUCAGCUACACUCGUUGUGAUAGCUUACUCAGCCGCUCCGCUGAAUAAAACCGUCGUGUUCCCCACAUUCAAACUUUUCUUACCAAAGCUACCUUUGAGCUUCAUCAGUGUUAGCCAGCAGCACUCUUUGUUAUGUAUUUAUCCCACGUGCCAUUUGCUGUGAAACCAGCAUAUCAUUCUGUAACAUUGUGAUAGUGAUGUCCACGAUGCAUUCAUGCAGUGGCUAGGGCAAAUGCUUUCACCUCUAGAAUAUCUCAACAAUCUUUUUGCUCUGGACGCGCCAUAUCUCUAUUACCUUUAUGACAAAGAUUAGUACUGAAAAAAAAAAAAAUGCGAGCUUCCGCUGAAGGAAAGUGCACCUUGGUUUUAGUAAUACUAAUAUUUUCGGUGCACACCUUAAAGCACUUAUCGAGUGUUGCGAGUAUCGUUUAAGAAUCGUAAAAAACUCUCAACAGCCCAACUGCAUGGCUGGUGACAAAAGGUCGGUACAGAUGUUUGUUGUUUGCUCAAGGAAGCAUGUAGCUCUGGUGACCAGGUACGCUUAUGUCUGCCUGCUUCAAUGUGUGUACAGUAAAAGAGAUAGCAUUCCAACCUCAAUGUAAUGAAGUAUCGGUUAUAACAUAUUGUUGGUUAUAAUGAAGCAUAAUAAUGCAGUCAUGUCCAUUAAAAUAUCAUUAGGAUUAUCAUAUUAACAAAUUUUCUGAUAUGAUUAGGCAGUUUUGAGCCAGGUGGACUUCAUUACAUUGAGGUUCAUGUGCAAUGCUGUUGUCCCUUCAAAUGCUCUUUUUGUGUGCGCCGCUAGUUGCUCCAAUCAUCCUUUUAAACGAAACUCAACAUUACCCUAAUAGGUACUCGCACUAUGUGUUCGAACACCAGUGUGUGCCAAACACGCAUUUCACGUCUGCAACUACCUUGUUCUUUUUUUUUUUGUCUUUGAGAAACAAACAAAUGCUAGGCCGCGCUUUUAUGCACCCGACCAUAACUGUCCCGCGUCCAAGAUUCAACGACACUUCACAUGUGAUAAUUCAUAUUGAAAUAUACAUAUAUAUAUAUAUAUAUAAAAUGUUAUAUACAUAUUAUACAUAAAUACAUGACUAUAAAUGUGUCUAUAUGUACAUAUAUGCAUUCAUUGUGGUUGUUUGUUGUGUGCAAUGGCGGCUUGCAAGCCAAGCCUGUUUGCUUCCAUAUAGGACUUUGUAACUGUUAUGGGACUGAGUGGAAAAAAAGAGCUGAAUAAAGGUGGAAAUGUUU
Messenger RNA from Rhipicephalus microplus (southern cattle tick), 5969 nucleotides. RefSeq names its product potassium channel subfamily K member 1. Gene Ontology annotation, cellular component: plasma membrane. Gene Ontology annotation, molecular function: outward rectifier potassium channel activity; potassium ion leak channel activity. The record is from RefSeq and is a predicted model, not a curated record. Gene Ontology annotation, biological process: stabilization of membrane potential; potassium ion transmembrane transport. NCBI's taxonomy places the organism in Eukaryota, Metazoa, Arthropoda, Arachnida, Ixodida, Ixodidae.